Liolophura sinensis is the source of this 323-nucleotide messenger RNA. RefSeq lists its product as uncharacterized. The coding region runs from base 60 to 323 and encodes 87 amino acids. Lineage: Eukaryota; Metazoa; Mollusca; Polyplacophora; Chitonida; Chitonidae. The record is from RefSeq and is a predicted model, not a curated record. The transcript is spliced from 3 exons.
GAUCCAGGAAAGGGCAAUCUUAUUUUCUCGGUGCAGACGUUUGAAUCUCAUUAUCCAGAAUGGCGAACAUAUAUACCAAAAGGUCGCAUUAUCCGAGAACAACAAUGGCGAAUAAUUACCGACCCAUUAUUACAGAAGGAAAGCUGCCUAAGAUCUGCAGGCCUCAGCCCCGACUUCUGUCUCCAGAUCGUAGCCUGAACCCUCAUCCCCAGGGAUUAUCAUUCCAGGUCCCGGAUGGAAAAGCGGCAUUCAGUAUCUGGAACAAAGACUUCGAGGUCAUAAAGCAGAAGCUGCCCUUGAUGCUCAGAUAUCAACGCACAUGA